Molecule: messenger RNA, 861 nt
Organism: Arabidopsis lyrata subsp. lyrata
Lineage: Eukaryota; Viridiplantae; Streptophyta; Magnoliopsida; Brassicales; Brassicaceae
Product: salicylic acid-binding protein 2
Exons: 3
Coding region: 1-861 (286 amino acids)
Biological process (GO): jasmonic acid metabolic process; salicylic acid metabolic process
Molecular function (GO): methyl indole-3-acetate esterase activity; methyl salicylate esterase activity; methyl jasmonate esterase activity
Source: RefSeq, a predicted model, not a curated record
AUGGUGAGCAAAACAAACAAAUACUUAACCUCAAUUCUUGUGAUAUUGAUCAGCUUAUACUACCGUCCUAUCUCCGCCACGCAACAUGGCCGGGCCCAUUUCGUGUUGGUUCAUGGAGCCGGCCAUGGGGCUUGGUGUUGGUAUAAACUCAUACCAAUCUUGAAAUCUCAAGGCCAUAACGUAACUGCGGUCAACUUAGCGGCGUCCGGGAUCGAUCUACGACAGGCUGAGACUCUACGGUCUGUUGCGGAGUAUAUUGGGCCCUUGAUGGGCCUAAUGGAGAGUCUAGGUGAGGAUGAGAAGGUGAUUCUCGUGGCACAUAGUUUGGGUGGGCUUGCUAUUUCUAAGGCCAUGGAGAUGUUCUACAAAAAGGUUCAUAUGGCUAUUUUCGUCACUGCCCUAAUGCCUGGUCCGACCUUCAAUUUCACUUUGCUUUCUCAAGGGUUGGUGAGGUGGCAAGCUCCACAACUGGAUUUGAAGUUUGUGUUUGGAGAUGGGCCUAAUAAAUCUCCUACACUUUCCAUUGGAGGCCCACUUUUUAUUUCAUUGACUAUGUAUGACCGUAGUCCUAAAGAGGACGUAGAAUUAGCGGCGUUAUUGGUACGGCCACAACGGUUAUUCAGCAACGCAGAUAUAGAUACAAGUCUUGUACUCACGCCGGAGAGAUUCGGGUCGGUAAAUCGGAUCUUUGUCGUGUCCGAGAAAGACAAGUCAUUAGUGAAAGAGUUUCAGCUCUGGAUGAUCAAGAACAACCCUCCUAACCACGUGGAGCAUAUCCAGAAUUCUGAUCAUAUGGUCAUGAUUUCUAGGCCGCUAGAUCUUGGUGCCUGUCUAUUGUCUUCGGCUAAGAAGUUCGCUUGA